Messenger RNA from Megalobrama amblycephala (Wuchang bream), 1180 nucleotides. RefSeq names its product urokinase plasminogen activator surface receptor-like. The transcript has 5 exons. The record is from RefSeq and is a predicted model, not a curated record. Lineage: Eukaryota; Metazoa; Chordata; Actinopteri; Cypriniformes; Xenocyprididae. The coding region runs from base 71 to 667 and encodes 198 amino acids.
ACCCUCCCCUUUUGGUAAGAUAUAAAUGGGCACUGAAACAGAUGUUAUUUCAUUCUCCUCCUGAUCAAAGAUGGAACUGCAACUCUCAGUAUUUCUUCUCUUCAUUCUUUUCACUGCAGGACACUCUCUUCGCUGUUAUGAGUGCAAUGUUGUGAUGGGUUGUGCAGAUCAAACGGUAAAAACAUGUCCCAGUGGAUCUUCUCAUUGUGUGACUUCAACAGCAGUGGUACAAGUUGGUGACAUUAGAUCAAAAGCGACGAUUAAAGAUUGUGCUCCUGCCUGUCAAAGAUUGUCCGUGAACUUUGGCGUUUUAAAGACAACUGCUACCUGCUGUGACACGGACGAGUGUAACCUCCAAGAUGCAGAUCCCAGCAGUAAGGUCCCCAAUGGAAAUAAGUGUUUCUCCUGUGAUGGGAAGAGCUGCUCAAAUAUAGUGACCUGUUUAGGGACUGAAGACCACUGUAUUAAAGCAACAGCGACUAUUGGAGGCCAGGCAAUUGUUGUUAAAGGCUGUGUGUCUAAAUCACUUUGUAAUGACACAACAUCAGUUGAUAAUGUUCAGGACAUCUCAUGUUGUGAGGGGAAAUUGUGUAACGGUGCUCAGAGCGUCUCCCAGAGCUUCCUGUUCCUCUGCUGUUCUCUGCUCUCCUACUUCCUGCUGCACUGAAUCCAGCAGCUCUUCAUCCUACAAUCAGACACAAGCUAUAUAUUCAGAACAGUGUAUUUUCUCUUAACUAUCCUUACUUAUUCAAUUGAUGAAAAAUCUCUCAAUAUAUUUUAGUUUAUUUAUUUAUUUGAAAAGGGACCAUGUAUAAUUUUUUUUAACAUAAAUGUUUCCAUUUCAUGCAUUUUACCGGAUUUAGCUAAUUUUCAUCCGCAGUCAUCCAGCAAGUCAUUGCUUACAUAAAUAAUAAAAUCACAAACAGUUCCAAAAAACAUACGUACACACACACACACACACACACAUCCUACUGUAUCAGGGGCAAAAAUAAAUAAAUAAAACAAAUAAAAACAUAUUAAGGAGUCAAUUAAACUGCAACCAUGUCAAUGUUUACAGAGUUGGGUAGAUUUUAAAAAAGAUUUAAACUUUAAUUUAAAAAUACCAAUAGAUGUACAUCCUUUUACAGUAUAUCCUAAAGAAAGCCAAACCAUUUAAAAUUUUAUAUAUACCAUACGCAAA